Molecule: messenger RNA, 2076 nt
Organism: Patella vulgata (common limpet)
Lineage: Eukaryota; Metazoa; Mollusca; Gastropoda; Patellidae
Product: glutamate receptor ionotropic, kainate 3
Exons: 11
Coding region: 1-1479 (492 amino acids)
Cellular component (GO): membrane
Molecular function (GO): glutamate-gated receptor activity
Source: RefSeq, a predicted model, not a curated record
AUGGACUGCUUAUUAAUUUAUACAAUAGAUAUAGAUAACAUAGCAGUGGUAUUUGAUCCUAGAAACAGAACCUGUCCUAAAACGAACAUAAAACAGGUAUUUAAUAACACACCAUCAGUUUCACAAAGCCCUACUUUAUCAACUUUACUAUGGAGAACAUAUACCAGAGAAUUAUCCGAGGUCUUUACUGUUGAUAAUCUUUUUCCUAAUUAUAAUUUCAACUUCAACAAUAGAAUGUUCGUAGUGUCUACGAUGGAGUGGUGGCCAUUUAUUAUAAAAGAAAGGCGUGGUAAUAAAACUACAUACAGUGGUAUAUGUUAUGAUUUAUUAAAGGAGUUAUCCACAAGUCUCAACUUCAGUUUUCAGUUAAUUGAACCACCAGAUCAAGAAUGGGGUAUUAUGAAGGACGGAAGAUGGACUGGUUUGAUUGGACAGUUGGCAAGAUCGGAAGUCGACCUUGUUGUGGCAGCCAUCACAGUCUCUAACGCCAGAGAAACUGUUAUGGAUUUUAGUUUUCCAUAUUUCUAUGACUCUACUGGCAUUUUCUUAAGGAAACCAGACGCGGGCUUACAAAAAUGGUAUACUUUAUUAGCUCCGUUUACAUGGCAGGUGUUAUUGUGUAUAUGUGGUGUUCUAGUUUUUACCAGCGUGUUUCUAUACCUUAUAGAAAGACUCAAUCCAUAUUAUGAAAGGAAAAACCAGAUGAGAAAACGGUUUCAAUUAGAUAGCGCAUUAUGGUAUCUUUUAGGUGCUUUAUUGGCACACGGAGGCGUUCAGGUACCACCUACCUUGGCAAGUCGUGUUAUUAUAGGCUGUUGGUGGUUGUUUUGUAUCGUAUCAACAGCAACUUACAGUGGUAACCUUAUAGCUUUUCUAACAGUAACUAAAGAUAAACUUCCUUUCGAGACAUUGGAAGGGAUGUUACAACAAGACACGUAUAAAUGGGGCAUUAUGGGUGGAAGUGUUGCAGAAACCUUGUUUCAGAAUUCAUCUAUAGAUACUUACCAGCAUAUUUGGAGGAAAUUGCUUGAAUUCUACCGAUAUGACCCGGAUGUUCUUGAUCCAAGCCAGACAAGCCAUCUACAGAAAGUGUUACAGGGCGACUACGCAGUAAUUACUGAUAGAUCUGUUCUCGCCGCUUGGUCAAAAUACGCCUGUAAUAUCAGUCUGUUACCAGAAAAAUUCUUUCCUAAUCAUUACGCCCUUGGUCUUCCUAACAAUUCUCCAUACUUAGACAUGUUCACUAGUCAAAUGAUUCAGAUAUAUGAAAGCGGUCUUUUACAAAUAUGGAAACAAAGAUGGUGGCCUAAAACCAGCUAUUGUGCGGGAAGUCUUCAGACACAUGCAGACGCUGUGGACUUGUUGUCAUUACAAAGUGCGUUCUACAUCAUUGCUAUAGGUUUAUUUCUAGCUCUGUGUGUACUGGUAUGCGAAGUGAUUCGUGUUAGGUACAAAUGCUGUAUUGGUGGAAUUCAUUAAAUCGAAAGCGUGAGUGAACUUGGAGGAAACGAAGAGUAGUUAAAUUCAUGAUUAAUGGUGUGUCCUCGACAUAAGGUUUACUCUUACAUGUAGUUCGAAAUUUAGAUCUAACCAAAAAAUGCUUAUUUUGUGUUCCUUCACUCCAACUUAUCGACACACACUAUAACUAUGAAAUUGAAAGAUAUAAACGGAAAGACUGGUCCAUCCCACCGUGGGAAUGUUGUCUACACAGCACAUCAGCUCCUUAAACUGUGUUGCAUAGAUUACAGUACCGUGGCGUUAGAGGUUUCAUCAACCCGAUUAUCUUUUGGAUGAUCGGUUAUAUCAAAUCAACGAUCCAUAUUUCAUGUAGUGUUAUUGUUGGUUGUAAAUCAUCGGCAAGUUUUUUUCUCAUCGGGGUUCCUAAUUUAAGAAGAAAUGUCAUCGUUGUGAAUUUCAUUAAGUUGGCGUAAAAAGCAAAACAAUAACUGGGAUUGAAUUAACAUUUUUAUUGAAAUACAUCAAAUUUGUACAAAUUAAUAAAUAAUCAUGUUUCAUUAUUAGCACAAAGUUCUUAUUCUCUCCAAAGAGAAUAGAAAGAAAACAGCCGUUUUAGCA